Messenger RNA from Magnolia sinica, 2126 nucleotides. RefSeq names its product cysteine--tRNA ligase, chloroplastic/mitochondrial. NCBI's taxonomy places the organism in Eukaryota, Viridiplantae, Streptophyta, Magnoliopsida, Magnoliales, Magnoliaceae. Gene Ontology annotation, cellular component: cytoplasm. Bases 80 to 1807 code for a protein of 575 amino acids. The transcript has 9 exons. Gene Ontology annotation, biological process: cysteinyl-tRNA aminoacylation. Gene Ontology annotation, molecular function: ATP binding; cysteine-tRNA ligase activity. The record is from RefSeq and is a predicted model, not a curated record.
UUCCACCCGCCUCCCAUAAACUGCAGCAGCAGCAGCAGCAGCGAAGAGAGUGGGGAAAGGCCCAGAACCGAGCCCUAGCAUGAUGACCACAUUCCUCAAGCACUCCCUACCGUUCUUCUUACCAUCCCAUCAUCCGUCACCGUUUUCCAGCGCAAGGACCAAAAUUCAAUUCCAAAACCAUCUCCCCUUCAAACCAAAGCCUUUCAAUCUUUUCUUCAAGACUCAAUUCUCUUCCAAUUCCUCUCAAUCCCAAUCCCUCAGCACCACAAGUACAAAUAAUCCCGUUCAAACACCACCUUCUUCCAGUUCUGAAUUCCAGAUAUUCAACACCAUGACCAAACAGAAGGAGGUUUUCCGCCCGAACUUCCCUGGCAAAGUAGGAAUGUACGUCUGUGGUGUUACCGCCUAUGACCUCAGCCACAUUGGCCAUGCCCGCGUCUACGUCACAUUCGAUGUCCUCUGCAGAUACCUAAGGCAUCUGAAUUAUGAAGUCUGCUAUGUUCGCAACUUCACUGAUGUCGAUGACAAGAUAAUUGUUAGAGCAAAUGAAUUGGGGGAGGAUCCCUUAAGCUUAAGCAGCCGUUAUUGCAGUGAGUUUCAGUCCGAUAUGGCCCAUAUUCAUUGCCAGCCUCCUUCCGUGGAACCUCGUGUAUCAGAUCACAUUCCUCAGAUCAUUGACAUGAUUAAGCAGAUUCUUGAUAAUGGUUGUGCCUACAGAAUCGAUGGAGAUAUAUAUUUCUCUGUGGACAAAUUUCCUGAUUAUGGUCGAUUAUCGGGGAGAAAGUUAGAAGAUAAUAGAGCAGGUGAGCGGGUUGCUGUGGACUCAAGGAAGCAAAAUCCUGCGGAUUUUGCUUUAUGGAAAUCUGCAAAGGCUGGGGAGCCGUAUUGGGAGAGUCCUUGGGGACCUGGAAGGCCUGGAUGGCAUAUCGAGUGCAGUGCAAUGAGUGCUGCUUAUCUGGGCCACUCCUUUGAUAUACAUGGUGGGGGGAUGGACCUCAUCUUCCCACACCAUGAAAAUGAAAUUGCUCAGAGUUGUGCUGCCUGUAACAAGAGCAGUGUCAGUUACUGGGUGCAUAAUGGCUUUGUAACUGUGGACUCGGAGAAAAUGUCGAAGUCACUUGGAAACUUCUUUACAAUCCGUCAGGUUAUAGAUCUGUAUCAUCCACUUGCUUUGAGGCUGUUCUUGAUGGGCACACAUUAUCGAUCACCAAUCAAUUACUCAAAUGCACAGCUUGAAAGUGCAUCUGAUCGCGUCUUUUACAUUUAUCAGACUCUACGUGAUUGUGAAGAUCAUUUCAGCCAACAUCAUGAAGAAAGUACAAACGACUUGAUCCCUCAUGACACCAUGAACUGCAUUAAUAGAUUCUGUUGCGAGUUCAAGGCUUCUAUGUCAGAUGAUUUGCAUACUCCUGUUGUUUUGGCUGCCCUCUCAGAGCCACUGAAAACUAUCAAUGAUCUCCUUCAUACACGAAAGGGGAAGAAACAGGAGCGACGCCUUGAGUCUCUUUUAGCUUUAGAAAAGGAAAUCAGAGGUGUUCUAACGAUUCUGGGGUUAAUGCCUUCAAGUUACACCGAGGUUCUGCAGCAGUUGAGAGAGAAGGCAUUGAAGCGGGCCAGGUUGAUGGAAGAUCAAGUGCUGCAGAAAAUUGAGGAAAGAACAUUAGCAAGAAAGAACAAAGAGUACGAGAAAUCGGACUCAAUUCGGAAGGAGUUGGCAGCAGUAGGGAUCGCCCUUAUGGAUGGCCCUGAUGGAACAACAUGGAGACCAAGCCUGCCUGUUGAAUUGCAAGAGCAGGUUGCAAUCUGAAUGGCUAGCUAUGAGGUCAGCCUUGUUCUAGCCUUGUAAACUAUAGUCCAGCAAAUCCUGAUUUUUGGUCCCAAUCUGCAGCUUUUACACCUGAAAAGUCCAAUGACUCCCCUAGUGCUUUCACUAUCCAAAUGGGAUUAUUGGUGCAAGGGUCACAACAUCACUACUAUGGGUCCAGACAAAUAUAUUGGCUAAAUGAAUGGUAUCUUCAGUUGUAUAUUUCUUUCCCAUUUUUUCAUAUUCGUUUCUAUUUAUCAUAUUCAUUUUAAUGGCACUCUUGUUCAACCGCAAUUUAAUGAAUAUGAUUUUCUUUACUUUA